Molecule: messenger RNA, 3274 nt
Organism: Chroicocephalus ridibundus (black-headed gull)
Lineage: Eukaryota; Metazoa; Chordata; Aves; Charadriiformes; Laridae
Gene: N4BP2L1
Product: NEDD4 binding protein 2 like 1
Exons: 5
Coding region: 260-904 (214 amino acids)
Source: RefSeq, a predicted model, not a curated record
GGGAAGAGUCUCGGACACCCACGAUCCCAAACCCACCCUCCCCGGAGGGACGCCAGUUUUCGCCCGCUGCCCCCGUCCGUCCGGCCCGCAGCGGCUGUCGGGGGAGGGACCCCCGCGUCCCGCCGCCUCCCCGGGGCAGGGGCCGGGGCCGGGCUCCGGAGCGGCUGCCCCGGGCACCCACCUCCCUGCCCCCCCCUCCCCCCCCCGCCGCCGCCGCGGGCCCGGCCGCUCCGCUCCCGCCUCCCCGGGACGGCCGGGGAUGGACGAGCGGCUGCUGCGGGCGCUGGGGGGGCUCAGCCUGCACCCCCCGCCGCAGCGCUUCGGCGGGAGGCUGGUGCUGCUGCGGGGGCUGCCGGGCGCCGGCAAGACCACCCUGGCCAGACAACUGAAACGUGACUAUCCCAGUGCUGUAGUUCUUAGUACCGACGACUUCUUUAUCGAAAAUGGCGUAUACGUGUUUGAGCCUGACUUCCUAGAGGACGCACACAAAUGGAACCAAAAGCGAGCACGCAAAGCAAUGAAGAAUGGGAAAAGCCCGGUUAUUAUUGAUAACACCAACAUCCAUGCUUGGGAAAUGAAGCCGUAUGUGAUGAUGGCACGUGAAAAUAGAUAUGAAGUUAUAUUCCAAGAACCAGAUACACCCUGGAAGUUCAAUGUUCGAGAACUGACAAGAAGAAAUACUCAUCAUGUCCCUCGACAAAAGAUACAACGGAUGAAAGAACAAUACGAGCACAACGUUACCUUCCACAGUGUUCUUCACUCUGAAAAACCAAGCAGAGAUGAUGAGAGAAGCUCCAGUGGCCCAAAUGCAGCUUACGGGAUGGGUGCCCAUUUCAACCCGCCUCCAGUCUUCUCAAACAGAAGACCUCACGUGGCACGUACAAACAACGUGCCAUUUAACUGAAGAGGUGGAUUCCUCAGUGGAUUUUAAUUAUCAGGGUAUAAAAGUCUCUAGUUUUACAUUUUUCUAAACUGUUUUUUAUUCUUGUAUUUUUCUACUACAUGUCUAAAUUUUAUCUUGUGCAAAUCUUUAAGCGUCUCUGGAUUCUGAUCUCACAGCUCUACAUGACCGAUUUAAGAGCCUUGUCCCCAGUACAGGCUGUACUCCCUCUCAUCCCUCUUCCUCCAUGAAAACCCAUUCAAGUUUAUGGUGAAAUUUACUGCCUGUCCCACAUGCUUUUUGGGUUUUUUCCCCUGCAUUGCACUCUGUCACUAAGAGGACAAUAAAUACUAAAUUAUUCCUUUCUUUCUUACAGGCCAUGUGGCCAAUUCUUCUCCACGCAGUUGUCGCUUCUUGCUGUUUUAAUACUUUCUAUCUGGCUGUAUAACCUUUUGUCUCUUUCCACUCCACCUUGCCUAGAGCAUUACUGCUGGCUUAAGAGAGGCAAAGGGAAUGGUGGAGAAGGUAGCUCUGACAGAUUGCAGGAGGAUUUGACGCUGUUCCCCGUCUACACGUCUGCUGUCUGGAUUCGUGCUGGUCUUACCUCAGCUCUGUCGCAGCCAAACAGCUUCUCCAGCGUGGAGGCAAAACUCUUCAACACGCCAAACCCAGCCCUUUAUCUUGCCGUGACAUAGGAGUUCUACCGAUCCUGAGACGAGUCCAUAUACAGAGGCUCCUAAAAGGGAACAAUCAGUGUCAGGCUAGUGCUUGUUAACUUCUAAGUAGGAACAGGGCUACAGGAGCAGCUCUGAACAGCUGAAGCGCAAGGCUACCAAACACCCAAACUAACUCAGAAGUACAAAAUAAUGACUUAAGGAGAAAAAAGAAAUCAACUAAGAGAAAUCAACUCCUUCUACCACUAAGUGCCAAGAAGCCACUGACUGAUGGCUGAGUGAGAAAAGAAGCAAUCCUGCAGUAGUUUUAUCCAUAUUUUAAAUUCUGCUGAUUAUUUUCCCAUCAAAAAGCCUAAAACAGUUUUAAAACUCAGCAUUUGCGAUGACAAUUUUUUUUUUAAAGUAGGUGUGGAUGAUUAGGCAGUGCUUAUAGAACAGGACAGUAGUGAGUUAUUUUGCAGUAGGAAAUGAAGACAGCUCACACUGGACAUUAAGAAAGAUGCGUAUAGCUGCUACUCAUCUAGCAGUGUAGCAGACAAGUACGAGGUAUAAUAAAAUACGCUGUUUCUGGGCAAAAGGGAAGCUGUCUUCAGGACACAGUAGACGUAUGAGGUGAAUUGCAUUUUCUACACAAGCUGCAUUUAAAGAAGCAAUGUUAUCAUUGUAAAUAAACAUGAACUAGGGUGUCCUGGGAACCUGGCUUUGCAGUAUUGCACAAAUGUUUACAGAACUGUCAGCAAGCUUGUGUUGGCCCAUUACAGUUCUCCCAUACUGCCACAGUGUCCCACUUGGUGACAGGAAUCACCCCUAGUUCAGCACUCGAGCCACAGGACCCCUGAAAGGUUGCUGAGUGGGAGCUGGUGGUCUCAGGUCUGAAACAUCCUCCCUCCUUUGAGCCACCAGUGGUGGGAAGCAGCAGGGCAAGGGGCAGCCAGACAACAAAUGAACUGAAACGUGGAGUUGGCAGUGGGUCUAGCGGGACUGUUUCUCUCUCUAGGGGAGAAACUCCAAUUCUGACAUGCUUCACCUGUUGAAAUUAAUGAGAACAAAGUAAUGAAUUCAAGUGCUAACUCAGUCCCAGCGGGAAGAACUCCUGAUGAAAUCGAAGAAAGAUGAUUAUCUUUCACGAUGCUGUGGCCUGAAGUGAUUCUUUAAGGAGUAGCUCAAACACUGACCAAUGAUCUACCAUUAAUACCUCUGUAUGGCAUUUUGCUAUGAUUCAAAUAAUCAUAGUUGUUCUCUAAAACUCUUUUUGCGCUCUAGGGAAUGUUUGAGGGGAAAAUUACAAGAACUAUGUCAGAAUUACAGAGCAAUAUUUCAGAAUUAAUGUCUGGUAACAAUGAACUUUGAGAAUUGUUUAUUUUGCCCUAUGCUACUUAGGACUGACAAACAACUGUUCUAAUACUACAGAGGGUAACAAAACUGAUUGCUUUAGACUGAAACAAAGAUCCUGCUGUAAUUUAAGAAUACAUCAGAAUCAAAGCAGCGGCUUAUAAAAUGUCAUCAAGCCUUCAGCCAUAACAGCCACUGAUGCUAUUGUAUGAUCCAUGUUUGUGUGAGAGAUGUAUCAAUUACUCAGCUCCAAAUUAUUUUGCAGGUGAAAUGUCAUUUCAUGAGUCUUUGUUUUUGUAAAUCAGCUUUAUUAAAUACAAUCAGGAUUUCAUGUACAAAGUGUAAAAAUAAUUUGAAUUUGAAAUAUAUACAAUACUGUACACGUGCA